This is a messenger RNA of Coregonus sp. 'balchen', 19660 nucleotides long. The record is from the annotation of a GenBank genome assembly. Lineage: Eukaryota; Metazoa; Chordata; Actinopteri; Salmoniformes; Salmonidae.
AUGGCAUCACAGGGCUCAGGCUGCUGGUAUGAAGAGAUGGCACCACAGGGCUCAGGCUGCUGGUAUGAAGAGAUGGCACCACAGGGCUCAGGCUGCUGGUUUGAAGAGAUGGCACCACAGGGCUCAGGCUGCUGGUAUGAGAGAUGGCACCACAGGGCUCAGGCUGCUGGUAUGAAGAGAUGGCACCACAGGGCUCAGGCUGCUGGUAUGAAGAGAUGGCACCACAGGGCUCAGGCUGCUGGUAUGAAGAGAUGGCACCACAGGGCUCAGGCUGCUGGUAUGAAGAGAUGGCACCACAGGGCUCAGGCUGCUGGUAUGAAGAGAUGGCACCACAGGGCUCAGGCUGCUGGUAUGAAGAGAUGGCACCACAGGGCUCAGGCUGCUGGUAUGAAGAGAUGGCACCACAGGGCUCAGGCUGCUGGUAUGAAGAGAUGGCACCACAGGGCUCAGGCUGCUGGUAUGAAGAGAUGGCACCACAGGGCUCAGGCUGCUGGUAUGAAGAGAUGGCAUCACAGGGCUCAGGCUGCUGGUAUGAAGAGAUGGCACCACAGGGCUCAGGCUGCUGGUUGAUGGUGCCACGGCACAGUGCUGUCAUGAGAUGCACCAACAGCUCCUGCGAAGAGUGGACACAUUUCAUGUGUAUGGUGCACCACACUCAGCUCUGUAUUAGUCCUGGCACACGUGGCUCAAGCAUGCUGGUUAGAAGAUAUGGACACAGCCGUUAGGGACUGAUGAAGGAUGCACCACGGGCUCAGCCUGCUGGUAGAGAGGAUGGCACCACGGGCUCAGGCUGACUGAGAGGAUGUCACCGUGGUUAAGCCCGCUGGUUAGAGGAUUGGCACCAGCCUGUGCUGGUAUGAAAGAGAUGGCACCACAGGGCCACUGCUGGUAUGAAGGAAUGGCACCAGGGCUCAGGGCUGGUACUGAGAGAUCACACAGUGCCAGGGGAUCGUGAAAGGUCACUGCUGGUAUAGAGAGGCACAAGGGAACCAGCCUGUAGAGAGAUGACAGAGGCUUCAGCCUGGUGCAAGAUGCAAAGCACUGCUGGUUGGGGUUGGGGAUCAACUCUGUCAGUGACUCACUGAGAUUUCACGUGUGACAACACUGCUGUUGAGGGUCUACUAACACAGCCUGUAAGGACUGUACUGGUUCACGUGCAGCUGAAAGCACUGCUGGUUAGAGGGGAUAUGGGAACCAGCCUGUAGAGGGACUGACUGAGAGGAUUCACCGUGCAGCUGAAAGCACUGCUGGUUAGAGGGGAUAUGGGAACCAGCCUGUAGAGGGACUGACUGAGAGGAUUCACCGUGCAGCUGAAAGCACUGCUGGUUAGAGGGGAUAUGGGAACCAGCCUGUAGAGGACUGACUGAGAGGAUUCACCGUGCAGCUGAAAGCACUGCUGGUUAGAGGGGAUAUGGGACCAGCCUGUAGAGGGACUGACUGAGAGGAUUCACCGUGCAGCUGAAAGCACUGCUGGUUAGAGGGGAUAUGGGAUCCAGCCUGUAGAGGGACUGACUGAGGAUUCACCGUGCAGCUGAAAGCACUGCUGGUUAGAGGGGAUAUGGGAACCAGCCUGUAGAGGGACUGACUGAGAGAUACACCAGUUGGAGCUGACAAGCACUCUGGAGGAGGGGAAUGGUACCAGCUUAGACCUGAGCUUCCGUGCAUGUGAAGCAUGCUGUUAGAGUAGGGAAGCUGGAGAGGGACGACUGGAACACCGUGGGGAAACUACAUCCCCUUUAGGUCUAUAUGGGAACCACCAAACUCAAGAUUCCCUCAGCCUUCACUCCUGUCUCACUAUGGGAACCACCUACAGACUACUAAGUUUCUCCCGUCACUGGCCAAACCACCAGUCCUCUUUCAUGGGAUAUGGGAAACCACCUAGAGACUCUGAUCCCGUGCACUCCUGCUGUUAGGAUAUGGGCAACCACCUAUAGAGCUCUGACACGAGUCUUUCUCCCGUGCCACUGCAAAACCACUCCUCUCCGAGGGCUAUGGAACCCCUGUUAAUGGGACUGACCACAAGCUUCCCGUGCAUCUGAGCACUGCUGUUAAGGGAUUGGGAAACCAGCCUGUCCUGGACUGACUGAGAGGAUCCACCUCACUCCUCAAGCACUGCUGUUCUCGUGUUCAUAUGGGAACCACCUGUUCAAGGACUUCCUGUUAAGGACACCGCUCAGACUCUCAAAGCCCCUCCCUGGUUCAACUAUGGGAACCAGUCCUGUUCAGGGCUACUAGGGAACACCACCAUCCUCAGUCCCCCCGCAUCACUCUGGGAGGAGGCCAUCCACUUAACUUAGCCCUCUCCAGUCAUUGGUCCCUAUGGGUUAACACCACUAAGCCUGCGCCAAGGGUUCUGGGUCACUAUGGGCCAAACCACCAGUCCUCUUCUCCCUGUCUCACUAUGGGCCAAACCACCACUCAACCCUCCUCCCAGUCCUCUUCUCCCUGUCUCACUAUGGGCCAAACCACCACUCAACCCUCCUCCCAGUCCUCUUCUCCCUGUCUCACUAUGGGCCAAACCACCAGUCCUCUUCUCCCUGUCUCACUAUGGGCCAAACCACCACUCAACCCUCCUCCCAGUCCUCUCUCUUCUCCUAUGGGCCAAACACCACUCAACCUCCUCCAGUCCUCUUCUCCCUGUCUCACUAUGGGCCAAACCACCACUCAACCCUCCUCCCAGUCCUCUUCUCCCUGUCUCACUUUGGCCAAACCACCACUCAACCCUCCUCCCAGUCCUCUUCUCCCUGUCUCACUAUGGGCCAAACCACCACUCAACCCUCCUCCCAGUCCUCUUCUCCCUGUCUCACUAUGGGCCAAACCACCACUCAACCCUCCUCCCAGUCCUCUUCUCCCUGUCUCCCUAUGGGCCAAACCACCAGUCCUCUUCUCCCUGUCUCACUAUGGGCCAAACCACCAGUCCUCUUCUCCCUGUCUCACUAUGGGCCAAACCACCACUCAACCCUCUCCCAGUCUCUUCUCCCUGUCUCACUAUGGGCCAAACCACCAGUCCUUUCUCCCUGUCUCACUAUGGGCCAAACCACCACUCAACCCUCCUCCCAGUCCUCUUCUCCCUGUCUCACUAUGGGCCAAACCACCACUCAACCCUCCUCCCAGUCCUCUUCCUCCAGUUGGACUCGAUACCUGCUGGCUCAGUAAGAAUGGAUGCUGUCUUUUUGUCAUUGACCUGCUGGAAAGGAGAGGACGGAGCAGGAAAGGAGAGAUGAGGCCUCACUCUGGUGAGAGAGAGUCGAGGGCAGAUGGUCCAUCCAUUAGCCUACUGUGUUAACUCCAUCACAUGACAUUUACAUUUGACAUUUUUUGUCAUUUAGCAGAUGCUCUUAUCCAGAGCGACUUACAGGAGCAAUUAGGGUUAAGUGCCUUGCUCAAGGGCACAUCGAUCGAUUUUUUUAACCUAGUCUGCUCGGGGAUUCGAACCAGCCACUUUUGGUUACUGGCCCAGCGCUCUUAACCGCUAGGCUACCUGCCGGCCUAUAUAUUAUAUCAUCAGCGUGAUGCUGCAGGCUGGCCUAUAUAUUAUAUCAUCAGCGUGAUGCUGCAGGCUGGCCUAUAUAUUAUAUCAUCAGCGUGAUGCUGCAGGCUGGCCUAUAUAUUAUAUCAUCAGCGUGAUGCUGCAGGCUGGCCUAUAUAUUAUAUCAUCAGCGUGAUGCUGCAGGCUGGCCUAUAUAUUAUAUCAUCAGCGUGAUGCUGCAGGCUGGCCUAUAUAUUAUAUCAUCAGCGUGAUGCUGCAGGCUGGCCUAUAUAUUAUAUCAUCAGCGUGAUGCUGCAGGCUGGCCUGGCUCCGAGUGUUGCGUGUGGCAGCAAUGCAGGGUCAGUGCCUUCAGAAAGUAUUCAUACCCCUUGACUUAUUCCACAUUUUGUUGUGUUACAGCCUGAAUACAAAAUGGAUUACAUUUAUUUUCCCCCUCACCCAUCUACACACAAUACCCAUAAUGACAAAGUGAAAACAUGUUUAUAGAAAUGGUUUUAUUUUAUUUUUUAUUUUUUUUGAAAUUCAGAAAUAUCUCAUUUACAUAAGUAUUCACACCCCUGAGUCGAUACUUUGUAGAAGCAUCUUUGGUGGCGAUUACAGCUUUGAGUCGUCUUCAGUAUGCCUGUAUCGGCUUUGCACAUCUGGGUUUGGGAAUUUUCUCCCAUUCUUCCUUGCAGAUUUUCUCAUGCUCUGUUAGAUGGGGAGCGGCAGUGAACAGCAAUCUUCAAGUCUUUCCACAGAUUUUCAAUGGGAUUCAAGUCUGGGCUUUGGCUGGACCACUGAAGGACUUUCACAUUCUUGUUCUAAAGCCAUUCCAGCGUUGCUUUGGUUUUAUGCUUGGGGUCAUUGUCCUGAUGGAAUUUAAAUCUUCGCCCCAGUCUAAGGUAAUUUGCAUUCUGAAGUAGGUUCUCAUCAAGGAUUUUCCUGUAUUUGGCUCCAUUUAUUGUUCCCUCUAUCCUUACCAGUCUCCCAGUCCCUGCUGCUGAAAAGCAACCCCAUAGCGUGAUGUUGCCACCACCAUGCUUCACGGUAGGGAUGGUGUUAGACGGGUGAUGAGCUGUGCCUGGUUUUCUCCAGACAUGGCGCUUUGCAUUCGGGUCAAAGAGUUACAUUUCUGUCUCAUCAGACCACAUAAUCUUUUGCCUUUAUGAUCAGAGUCUUUCACGUGUCUUUUCUUAACUCCAGUCGUGCUGCCCUUUUCUCAGGAGAUGCUUCCGUCUGGCCACUCCCAUAAUUCCCAGAUUGGUGAAGUGCUGUAGAGACUGUUGUCCUUCUGGCAGGUUCUCCCAUCUCAGCCAAGGAACUCUGUAGUUCUGUCAGAGUGGUCAUUGGGUUCUUGGUCACCUCCCUGACCAAGGUCAUUCUUUCCCGGUUGCUCAGUUUGGUCGGACGGCCAGCUCUAGGCAGUCUGGGUAUUUCCAUAUUUUUUCCAUUUCCUAAUGAUUUCACUGUACUCUUGGAAACUUUCAACACUUUAGAAAUAGUUUUAUACCCUUCCCCAGAUAUAUGCCUCAUCACAGAGAUCUACGGACAGUUCCUUGGACUUCAUGGUAUAGUUUCUGCUCUGACAUGCACUGUCAACUGUGGGACCUUAUAUAGACAGGAGUGUUUCUUUAUAAAUCAUGUCCAAACAAUUGAAUUGGCCACAAAGUUGUAGUGACAUCUCAAGGAUGAUCAAAGGAAAUUGGAUGCACUUGAGCUCAGUUUGGAUUGUCAUAACAAAGGGGUGUGAAUACUUAUGUAUUUUAGAUAUUGCUGUAUUUCAUUUUCAAAAAAUAAAAAUAAAAAAUUCCAAAAAACGUGUUUUCACUUUGUCAUUAUGGGGUAUUGUGUUUAGAUGGUUGAGGGGGGAAAAACAUAUUUAAUCCAUUUUGAAUUCAAGCUGUAACACAACAAAAUGUGGAAUAAGUCAAGGGGUCUAACUGUAAGUCGCUCUGGAUAAGAGCGUCUGCUAAAUGACUAAAAUGUAAAUGUAUGAAUACUCUGUCCGGUUUGUCCCCAGUGUUCUCUACCUGCCUGCCUGGCUGGCUGCCUGGCUCUGCCAUACAGGACACUCAGUAAUCCCCUAGUCAUGUUGUUCUGUUUAAAGUUGUUAGCUAAUUCCCUUCCUGACUGGGUGUUGGCAGAAAGCCAGGCCCAGGGUGUCUGUUGUACCACGAGGCUGGGAUAGGGAGGGACAGGGAGGGACGGACAGGGACAGGGAGGGACGGACAGGGACAGGGAGGGACGGACAGGGAGGGAUGGACAGGGACAGGGAGGGAGGGACAGGGAGGGACAGGGAUAGGGAGGGACGGACAGGGACAGGGAGGGAGGGACAGGGACAGGGAGGGAUGGACAGGGACAGGGAGGGACGGACAGGGACAGGGAGGGACGGACAGGGAGGGAUGGACAGGAACAGGGGCGCGACGGACAGGGAGGGAUGGACAGGAACAGGGCGCGACGGACAGGGAGGGAUGGACAGGAACAGGGAGGGAAGGACAGGGACAGGGAGGGAUGGACGGACAGGGAGGGGGACGGACAGGGACAGGGCGCGACGGGACAGGGAGGGAGGGACAGGGAGGGACGGACAGGGAGGGAUGGACAGGGACAGGGAGGGAUGGACAGGGAGGGACGGACAGGGACAGGGAGGGAUGGACAGGGACAGGGAGGGAUGGACAGGGACAGGGAGGGAUGUACAGGAACAGGGCGCGACGGACAGGGAUGGACGGACAGGGAGGGAGGGACAGGGAGGGAGGGAGGGACAGGGCGCGACGGACAGGGACAGGGCGCGACGGACAGGGACAGGGCGCGACGGACAGGGACAGGAGGGAGGGAGGGAGGGAUGGACGGACAGGGACAGGGGCGCGACGGACAGGGACAAGGGCGCGACGGACAGGGACAGGGCGCGACGGACAGGGAGGGAUGGACAGGGAGGGACGGACAGGGACAGGGAGGGACGGACAGGGAGGGACGGACAGGGAGGGACGGACAGGGACAGGGCGCGACGGACAGGGAAGCAGGGACAGGGAGGGAGGGAUGGACAGGGACAGGGAGGGACGGACAGGGAGGGACGGACAGGGAGGGACGGACAGGGACAGGGAGGGAUGGACAGGGACAGGGAGGGAUGGACAGGGACAGGGAGGGAUGGACGGACAGGGACAGGGACAGGGAGGGAGGGAGGGACAGGGCGCGACGGACAGGGACAGGGAGGGACGGACAGGGACAGGGAAGGAUGGACAGGGACAGGGAGGGAGGGAUGGACAGGGACAGGGAGGGAUGGACAGGACAAGGGAGGGAUGGAACGGACAGGGAACAGGGGAACAGGGAGGGAUUGGGACACAGGGACAUGGGAGGGAUGGACGGACAUGGGACAGGGGACAGGGAGGGAGGGGGAGGGAGGGAACCGGGGCCGACGGACAGGGACAAGGGAGGUGUUACGGACAGGGACAGGGAAGGGAUGGACAGGGGAACAAGGGCGGGAGGGAGGAAUAGGGACAGGGACAGGGAUGGAUGUACAGGGACAGGGCGCGACGGACAGGGACAGGGACAGGGAGGGAUGGAGAGUUUUUAAAAACAACAUGCAUUUAGUUUUGCCCAUAUUAAGCACUAGUUUUAAAUCAGCAAGGGAUUCCUGCAUGGCUAUAAAAUGUGACUGUAGUUUUGACACAGCCAGAUCAACAGUCAGGGCAAUAGCUUACAUAGUAGUAUCAUCACAUAUAGAUGAAGUUUACAUUUAACAGAUUGACCAAUGGUGUUCAUAUAAAUAGUGAAGAGAACAGGUCCCAAAAAUCAACCCCUGUGGUACACCUUUAUGAAAUUCAGACUUAACCCCAUCAAUCACGAUGGCCUGAGUUCUGUCACUAAGAUAAACAUGAAACCAUGAACAGGCGUCAGAGCUCAGGCCUAUCGAGGACAAUUUAUUCAAUAAAAUAGCAUUAUCAAACGCUUUUGACAGGUCCACAAACAAAGCAGCACAUUUCAUUUUAGUGUCUAAAGCGUUGACAAGAUCAUUAACAACUAAAGUGGUUGCUGUAAUAGUCAUAUGCCCAGGCCUAAACCCCAAUUUGAUUUACAUUCAAAAUACAUUUUCUCAGAUAAAGAACAGCAAAGUUGUACAUUUACCAAGGAUUGAAGAAUCUUAGCUAGACAAGGAAGCGUUGAAAUGGGGUCAGGCAGCUAAUGACCAGGAGAAAGCGUCAUGGUUACAGGACAGACACAGAGACAUGCUCCUGUAUUCAGAAUACAUACACUCGCUGGUGUAAAAUACUUCAGUAAAAAUACUUUAAAGUACUACUUAAGUAGUUUUUUGGGGGGUAUCUGUACUUUACUUUUUAUUUUAUUUUUUUAACUACUUUUACUUCACUACAUUCCUAAAGAAAAUAAUGUACUUUUUAUUCCAUACAUUUUCCCUGACACCCAAAAGUCUUAGUUACAUUUUGAAUGCUAAGCAGGACAGUAUAAUGGUGUAAUUUACACACUUAUCAAGAGAACGUCCCUGGUCGUGCUUCGUCUGUAAAUGAUGUCUGAGUGUUGGUGUGCCCCUGGUGAUCUGUAAAGGAUGUCUGAGUGUUGGUGUGCCCCUGGUGAUCUGUAAAGGAUGUCUGAGUGUUGGUGUGCUAGAUAUUGCUGUAUUUCAUUUUCAAAAAAUAAAAAUAAAAAAUUCCAAAAAACGUGUUUUCACUUUGUCAUUAUGGGGUAUUGUGUUUAGAUGGUUGAGGGGGAAAACAUAUUUAAUCCAUUUUGAAUUCAAGCUGUAACACAACAAAAUGUGGAAUAAGUCAAGGGGUCUAACUGUAAGUCGCUCUGGAUAAGAGCGUCUGCUAAAUGACUAAAAUGUAAAUGUAUGAAUACUCUGUCCGGUUUGUCCCCAGUGUUCUCUACCUGCCUGCCUGGCUGGCUGCCUGGCUCUGCCAUACAGGACACUCAGUAAUCCCCUAGUCAUGUUGUUCUGUUUAAAGUUGUUAGCUAAUUCCCUUCCUGACUGGGUGUUGGCAGAAAGCCAGGCCCAGGGUGUCUGUUGUACCACGAGGCUGGGAUAGGGAGGGACAGGGAGGGACGGACAGGGACAGGGAGGGACGGACAGGGACAGGGAGGGACGGACAGGGAGGGAUGGACAGGGACAGGGAGGGAGGGACAGGGAGGGACAGGGAUAGGGAGGGACGGACAGGGACAGGGAGGGAGGGACAGGGACAGGGAGGGAUGGACAGGGACAGGGAGGGACGGACAGGGACAGGGAGGGACGGACAGGGAGGGAUGGACAGGAACAGGGCGCGACGGACAGGGAGGGAUGGACAGGAACAGGGCGCGACGGACAGGGAGGGAUGGACAGGAACAGGGAGGGAAGGACAGGGACAGGGAGGGAUGGACGGACAGGGAGGGACGGACAGGGACAGGGCGCGACGGACAGGGAGGGAGGGACAGGGAGGGACGGACAGGGAGGGAUGGACAGGGACAGGGAGGGAUGGACAGGGAGGGACGGACAGGGACAGGGAGGGAGGGACAGGGACAGGGAGGGAUGGACAGGGACAGGGAGGGAUGUACAGGAACAGGGCGCGACGGACAGGGAUGGACGGACAGGGAGGGAGGGACAGGGAGGGAGGGAGGGACAGGGCGCGACGGACAGGGACAGGGCGCGACGGACAGGGACAGGGAGGGAGGGAGGGUUAAACCCCAAUUUGAUUUACAUUCAAAAUACAUUUUCUCAGAUAAAGAACAGCAAAGUUGUACAUUUACCAAGGAUUGAAGAAUCUUAGCUAGACAAGGAAGCGUUGAAAUGGGGUCAGGCAGCUAAUGAAUGAACAGGAGAAAGCGUCAUGGUUACAGGACAGACACAGAGACAUGCUCCUGUAUUCAGAAUACAUACACUCGCUGGUGUAAAAUACUUCAGUAAAAAUACUUUAAAGUACUACUUAAGUAGUUUUUUGGGGGGUAUCUGUACUUUACUUUUUAUUUUAUUUUUUUAACUACUUUUACUUCACUACAUUCCUAAAGAAAAUAAUGUACUUUUUAUUCCAUACAUUUUCCCCUGACACCCAAAAGUCUUAGUUACAUUUUGAAUGCUAAGCAGGACAGUAUAAUGGUGUAAUUUACACACUUAUCAAGAGAACGUCCCUGGUCAUGCUUCGUCUGUAAAGGAUGUCUGAGUGUUGGUGUGCCCCUGGUGAUCUGUAAAGGAUGUCUGAGUGUUGGUGUGCCCUGGUGAUCUGUAAAGGAUGGUCUGAGUGUUGGUGUGCCCCUGGUGAUCUGUAAAGGAUGUCUGAGUGUUGGUGUGCCCCUGGUGAUCUGUAAAGGAUGUCUGAGUGUUGGUGUGCCCCUGGUGAUCUGUAAAGGAUGUCUGAGUGUUGGUGUGCCCCUGGUGAUCUGUAAGGAUGUCUGAGUGUUGGUGUGCCCCUGGUGAUUGUAAAUGAUGUCUGAGUGUUGGAGUGUGCCCCUGGCUAUCUGUAAUGAUGUCUGAGUGUUGGUGUGCCCCUGGUGAUCUGUAAAGGAUGUCUGAGUGUUGGUGUGCCCCUGGUGAUCUGUAAAGGAUGUCCUGAGUGUUGGUGUGCCCCUGGUGAUCUGUAAAGGAUGUCUGAGUGUUGGUGUGCCCCUGGUGAUCUGUAAAGGAUGUCUGAGUGUUGGUGUGCCCCUGGUGAUCUGUAAAGGAUGUCUGAGUGUUGGUGUGCCCCUGGUGAUCUGUAAAUGAUGUCUGAGUGUUGGUGUGCCCCUGGUGAUCUGUAAAGGAUGUCUGAGUGUUGGUGUGCCCCUGGUGAUCUGUAAAUGAUGUCUGAGUGUUGGAGUGUGCCCCUGGCUAUCUGUAAUGAUGUCUGAGUGUUGGAGUGUGCCCCUGGCUAUCUGUAAAGGAUGUCUGAGUGUUGGAGUGUGCCCCUGGUGAUCUGUAAAUGAUGUCUGAGUGUUGGAGUGUGCCCCUGGCUAUCUGUAAUGAUGUCUGAGUGUUGGAGUGUGCCCCUGGCUAUCUGUAAAGGAUGUCUGAGUGUUGGAGUGUGCCCCUGGCUAUCUGUAAAUGAUGUCUGAGUGUUGGAGUGUGCCGCUGGCUAUCUGUAAAGGAUGUCUGAGUGUUGGAGUGUGCCCCUGGCUAUCUGUAAAGGAUGUCUGAGUGUUGGAGUGUGCCCCUGGCUAUCUGUAAUGAUGUCUGAGUGUUGGAGUGUGCCCCUGGCUAUCUGUAAUGAUGUCUGAGUGUUGGAGUGUGCCCCUGGCUAUCUGUAAUGAUGUCUGAGUGUUGGAGUGUGCCCCUGGCUAUCUGUCUGAGUGUUGGAGUGUGCCCCUGGCUAUCUGUCUGAGUGUUGGAGUGCCCCUGGCUAUCUGUCUGAGUGUUGGAGUGUGCCCCUGGCUAUCUGUCUGAGUGUUGGAGUGUGCCCCUGGCUAUCUGUCUGAGUGUUGGAGUGCCCCUGGCUAUCUGUCUGAGUGUUGGAGUGCCCUGGCUAUCUGUCUGAGUGUUGGAGUGCCCCUGGCUAUCUGUCUGAGUGUUGGAGUGCCCCUGGCUAUCUGUCUGAGUGUUGGAGUGUGCCCCUGGCUAUCUGUCUGAGUGUUGGAGUGCCCCUGGCUAUCUGUCUGAGUGUUGGAGUGCCCCUGGCUAUCUGUCUGAGUGUUGGAGUGUGCCCCUGGCUAUCUGUCUGAGUGUUGGAGUGCCCCUGGCUAUCUGUCUGAGUGUUGGAGUGCCCCUGGCUAUCUGUCUGAGUGUUGGAGUGCCCCUGGCUAUCUGUCUGAGUGUUGGAGUGCCCCUGGCUAUCUGUCUGAGUGUUGGAGUGUGCCCCUGGCUAUCUGUCUGAGUGUUGGAGUGCCCCUGGCUUAUCUGUCUGAGUGUUGGAGUGCCCCUGGCUAUCUGUCUGAGUGUUGGAGUGCCCCUGGUGAUCUGUAAAGGAUGUCUGAGUGUUGGUGUGCCCCUGGUGAUCUGUAAUGAUGUCUGAGUGUUGGAGUGUGCCCCUGGCUAUCUGUAAAUGAUGUCUGAGUGUUGGAGUGUGCCCCUGGCUAUCUGUAAAGGAUGUCUGAGUGUUGGAGUGUGCCCCUGGCUAUCUGUAAAGGAUGUCUGAGUGUUGGAGUGUGCCCCUGGCUAUCUGUAAUGAUGUCUGAGUGUUGGAGUGUGCCCCUGGCUAUCUGUAAAUGAUGUCUGAGUGUUGGAGUGUGCCCCUGGCUAUCUGUAAUGAUGUCUGAGUGUUGGAGUGUGCCCCUGGCUAUCUGUAAAGGAUGUCUGAGUGUUGGAGUGUGCCCCUGGUGAUCUGUAAAUGAUGUCUGAGUGUUGGAGUGUGCCCCUGGCUAUCUGUAAAUGAUGUCUGAGUGUUGGAGUGUGCCCCUGGCUAUCUGUAAAGGAUGUCUGAGUGUUGGAGUGUGCCCCUGGCUAUCUGUUGGAGUGUGCCCCUGGCUAUCUGUCUGAGUGUUGGAGUGCCCCUGGCUAUCUGUCUGAGUGUUUGGAGUGCCCCUGGCUAUCUGUCUGAGUGUUGGAGUGCCCCUGGCUAUCUGUCUGAGUGUUGGAGUGCCCCUGGCUAUCUGUCUGAGUGUUGGAGUGCCCCUGGCUAUCUGUCUGAGUGUUGGAGUGCCCCUGGCUAUCUGUCUGAGUGUUGGAGUGCCCCUGGCUAUCUGUCUGAGUGUUGGAGUGUGCCCCUGGCUAUCUGUCUGAGUGUUGGAGUGCCCCUGGCUAUCUGUCUGAGUGUUGGAGUGCCCCUGGCUAUCUGUCUGAGUGUUGGAGUGCCCCUGGCUAUCUGUCUGAGUGUUGGAGUGCCCCUGGCUAUCUGUCUGAGUGUUGGAGUGUGCCCCUGGCUAUCUGUCUGAGUGUUGGAGUGUGCCCCUGGCUAUCUGUCUGAGUGUUGGAGUGUGCCCCUGGCUAUCUGUCUGAGUGUUGGAGUGUGCCCCUGGCUAUCUGUCUGAGUGUUGGAGUGCCCCUGGCUAUCUGUCUGAGUGUUGGAGUGCCCCUGGCUAUCUGUCUGAGUGUUGGAGUGCCCCUGGCUAUCUGUCUGAGUGUUGGAGUGCCCCUGGCUAUCUGUCUGAGUGUUGGAGUGCCCCUGGCUAUCUGUCUGCGUGUUGGAGUGCCCCUGGCUAUCUGUCUGAGUGUUGGAGUGCCCCUGGCUAUCUGUCUGAGUGUUGGAGUGUGCCCCUGGCUAUCUGUCUGAGUGUUGGAGUGCCCCUGGCUAUCUGUCUGAGUGUUGGAGUGCCCCUGGCUAUCUGUCUGAGUGUUGGAGUGCCCCUGGCUAUCUGUCUGAGUGUUGGAGUGCCCCUGGCUAUCUGUCUGAGUGUUGGAGUGCCCCUGGCUAUCUGUCUGAGUGUUGGAGUGCCCCUGGCUAUCUGUCUGAGUGUUGGAGUGCCCCUGGCUACCUGUAAAUAAAUAAACUGGAAAAUGUGUCCGUCUGCUUUGCUUAAUAUAAGGAAUUUGAAAUGAUUUAUACUUGUACUUUUGAUACUUAAGUAUAUUUUAGCAAUUACGUUUACUUUUGAUACCUAAGUAUAUUUAAAACCAAAUACUUUUACUCAAGUAGUAUUUUAAUGGGUGACUUUUACUUGAGUCAUUUUCUAUUAAGGUAUCUUUACUUUUACUCAAGUAUGACAAUUGGGUACUUUUUCCCACCACUGCAUACACUACACUCAGGAGAAUCAUUUCAUAGCAUGCAGGCAGUUCAAUGGGUCUGUUUCUGCUUUCAUUGGCUACUGAGACGACUUCAGAAACACACUACAUACUUUCCAGCCUCUGUAGUCCCCCAGUCUAUCCCCUCUGUCUUUAUAGCCAGACGGUGUUCAGGCCUCCUUGCUUGGCUGUGUAUCCCCUCUGUCUUUAUAGCCAGACGGUGUUCAGGCCUCCUUGCUUGGCUGUGUAUCCCCUCUGUCUUUAUAGCCAGACGGUGUUCAGGCCUCCUUGCUUGGCUGUGUAUCUCCUCUGUCUUUAUAGCCAGACGGUGUUCAGGCCUCCUUGCUUGGCUGUGUAUCCCCUCUGUCUUUAUAGCCAGACGGUGUUCAGGCCUCCUUGCUUGGCUGUGUUCAGCCUGCUGCUCUUAAGCUGCUGGCAGCCAUGUCCUUCUCUUCAGGAAUGGUUUGAGUUAGCUGGAACUUUCUUUUCCCUCAGCAGAGCACAGUUAGAGCUAUUCACACAGUCAGUCUGGUUCUUAGUGUUGAAGCCUACUGCUGUUUGUUACAGUCCACACAGUCAGUCUGGUUCCUAGUGUUGAAGCCUACUGCUGUUUGUUACAGUCCACACAGUCAGUCUGGUUCUUAGUGUUGAAGCCUACUGCUGUUUGGUACAGUCCACACAGUCAGUCUGGUUCUUAGUGUUGAAGCCUACUGCUGUUUGUUACAGUCCACACAGUCAGUCUGGUUCUUAGUGUUGAAGCCUACUGCUGUUUGGUACAGUCCACACAGUCAGUCUGGUUCUUAGUGUUGAAGCCUACUGCUGUUUGUUACAGUCCACACAGUCAGUCUGGUUCUUAGUGUUGAAGCCUACUGCUGUUUGGUACAGUCCACACAGUCAGUCUGGUUCUUAGUGUUGAAGCCUACUGCUGUUUGGUACAGUCAGUCUGGUUCCUAGUGUUGAAGCCUACUGCUGUUUGGUACAGUCCACACAGUCAGUCUGGUUCCUAGUGUUGAAGCCUACUGCUGUUAGUUACAGUCCACACAGUCAGUCUGGUUCUUAGUGUUGAAGCCUACUGCUGUUUGUUACAGUCCACACAGUCAGUCUGGUUCCUAGUGUUGAAGCCUACUGCUGUUGGUACAGUCCACACAGUCAGUCUGGUUCCUAGUGUUGAAGCCUACUGCUGUUUGGUACAGUCAGUCUGGUUCCUAGUGUUGAAGCCUACUGCUGUUUGGUACAGUCCACACAGUCAGUCUGGUUCCUAGUGUUGAAGCCUACUGCUGUUAGUUACAGUCCACACAGUCAGUCUGGUUCUUAGUGUUGAAGCCUACUGCUGUUUGUUACAGUCCACACAGUCAGUCUGGUUCUUAGUGUUGAAGCCUACUGCUGUUUGGUACAGUCCACACAGUCAGUCUGGUUCUUAGUGUUGAAGCCUACUGCUGUUUGUUACAGUCCACACAGUCAGUCUGGUUCCUAGUGUUGAAGCCUACUGCUGUUUGGUACAGUCCACACAGUCAGUCUGGUUCCUAGUGUUGAAGCCUACUGCUGUUUGGUACAGUCAGUCUGGUUCCUAGUGUUGAAGCCUACUGCUGUUUGGUACAGUCCACACAGUCAGUCUGGUUCCUAGUGUUGAAGCCUACUGCUGUUAGUUACAGUCCACACAGUCAGUCUGGUUCUUAGUGUUGAAGCCUACUGCUGUUGGUUACAGUCCACACAGUCAGUCUGGUUCCUAGUGUUGAAGCCUACUGCUGUUGGUUACAGUCCACACAGUCAGUCUGGUUCCUAGUGUUGAAGCCUACUGCUGUUUGUUACAGUCCACACAGUCAGUCUGGUUCCUAGUGUUGAAGCCUAAUGCAUCUCUGUACUGCCUCCAGCUGCAGGACAGACAACCAGGGGCGCAACUUUCACUGGGGACGGGGGCAUGUCCCCCCACAUUCUGAAAUAGCAUUUUUGUCCCCCCUCCAGUUUUAGCAUGGGAAUGUGAUACAAAACGAGGCAAUGAUGUGCUUUAGGACCAUGCGGACGCCUCAGAGCGGUCGGGGAGGCUGUUUAGGAGUGUUUCUCUGACCUAGAUUAAUAUAUAUAUAAUAAUUGUCCCCCCCCACUUCUAAAACCAAAGUUGCGCCCCUGCAGACAGCCAUAAGGCUACCUCAGUCUGUUUCGCUGGCUAUGGAGCAGCAGCACUGUGACUGGUCCCAGAUCAGAUGAUGCAGGAGAAUACACUGCUCCUCAGUGGCCCAUAGAGGACAUCAGAGCAUUCCUCCUGACGGUUACACCAUCUCUGUUUCCUCCUGAUGGUUACACCAUCUCUGUUUCCUUCUGAUGGUUACACCAUCUCUGUUUCCUUCUGAUGGUUAAACCAUCUCUGUUUCCUCCUGAUGGCGCCUUCCUCCUGCUCCUGCUCCUCCUCCUGCUCUACCUCUUCCUCCUUCUCCUCCUCCUCCUCCUUCUCCUGCUCCAUAACUACUGAUCAGGGCCUAAAAUUAACUUUUUGAUUCACCAGCCACUGUGGCAGGUAGAUUACAAAAUCUACCAGCCACUCAGAAUUUUUUACCAGCUAAAAUAUUGUUUCGCCUUAAUUACAUCAAAAAACACAACAUUUAAAAAAAAAAAUGGAUGGCCAUGCUUUGUAAUGUUUCUAAAACAAGAAAUAUAUUAGUAAUGUGGUAUAUUACUCAAUUUAAUAAUUGUUUUGUAUUUUAAUCAAAAUAUCAGACAAUAUGUUUAGCUGCCCAUUUAAGGGCGGGAGUUUUAUGCCUGUGCUCAGCGUCUCCAAAAAUGAAUCUAUCAGCGCUUCACUCAUUGCACACAGCGCCGCUGCGCGAGGUGGGUUCUAGGAUGUGUGUUUCUUUGUGCAUCUGAAACAAAGCAGCAGAAGUUUCUCCAACCCCAACUCACACCUGUGCUCGUACUUUACUUGUAACUAUUUUUAUUCAUAGGGCCUUGCAAAUUGAGCACCCGCCAAUGUGGCUGGUGAAAUAGACAUCCUUAACUGCCAAUACCUAAAUUGACCCGCAUUUGGCGAGUGUAAAUGUUAAGCCCUGCCACUGAUCCAGCCUCACAUCACCACUGAUCCAGCCUCACAUCACCACUGAUCCAGCCUCACAUCACCACUGAUCCAGCCUCACAUCACCACUGAUCCAGCCUCACAUCACCACUGAUCCAGCCUGGAGACUCUCUGGGGGGCUGUUGUGUUCUGGCCAGCUGAAAGACUGCCCCCUUUCAUUGAAGCCACGAAGUUCAAGGCCGACCGUAGUACUGCAGGCAUUGUUAGCAGAAAACAGGAUCCCCUGUUAUAGUGAAUGGGUAAAUGGCUAUCUUCGUGGUCAAUCUGUGUGUGAAUAAAUACACAUUUCAAAGACAAUCAUGGUACCAAUAAUUGCUUCUAAUAAACCAGAUAUAUGUCCUUGCACUGAUUAUAAAAAAAUUGCACACAGAAGUUCUAAGGAUAAUUUAGUAGCUAACGGCAGCCUGCAGUACCCUGGUCGGCCUUCAACUUGAGUUACUCAAUGAGAGGGGGCAGCACUGAGCUAGCCUGCAACAUCACUUCCUUGGCUUCAAAUGCAUGCACUGAGACUCAGAUUUCUCACUUUGAAAUGUAUGCAAAACAAAAUCCAUUGCUUGGCAUACAUUUUGAAGUGAAAAAUCUUGAGUCUCAGCGUAAUUCCGUUACCGUGAAAUUGCCCAUGCGCUAUUCAGUCUUCACAUAGGAAUGAAUGGUGUCACGUGAUCGAUGGCUUCGUCCGUAUACAUUAGUACUGCUAGAUUUGAGGAAUCUGAAUGAAUGAACAGAUAGAAACAGGGGUUUCCAGACUCCUGCACAUUGAGCACAGAUUGCAUUGUAUCCAUUUCUCUCCUGCAGUCGAGAUGUAACCCUGACCUGUUUGUACCCCCCCAGGUAUGCAGUCAUUGCCUUUGGCUGUGCCAGCUGUCCUAAGAUCACGUGUGGGCGUGAGGGGUGCGGCACAGAGUUCUGCUACCACUGUAAGCAGCUGUGGCACCCCAACCAGACGUGUGACGCCGCCCGGCAGCAGAGAGCCCAGAGCCUGAGGCUGCGUACCUUCAGCUCCUCGUCUCUCAACUACAGCCAGGAGACAGGUAAGCCCGGCAGCAGAGAGCCCAGAGCCUGAGGCUGCGUGCCUUCAGCUCCUCGUCUCUUAGUUACAGCCAGGAGACAGGUAAGCCCGACAGCAGAGAGCCCAGAGCCUGAGGCUGCGUGCCUUCAGCUCCUCAUCUCAUAGCUACAGCCAGGAGAGUGGUGCUGCAGGUAACACCCACUCCAGUUGAGGUUUAGGUCUAAUCGAAUGCUUUGAACCAAAUACAAACUUUGAAAACAAGAUGUAAAUACGUUGUUUUAAACUUCUUAAAGUUACUUUCAUUACUUUAAGUAGGCUAUUUUAACCAUAAGUGAUCAGUCUGCUGCUACAGGUCUGGUGGAAAAGAACCCGAGGGGGACUCGUUUCGGCUUAUGGAUUAUGUGUUAUGGAUCCGUGUUAUCAAUAUGUCAGAGGACAGAAUAACAAACAAGGUUCUCAACUGGGAUACAGUGCAUUCGGAAAGUAUUCAGACCCCUUUUUCCACAUUUUGUUACGUUACAGCCUUAUUCUAAAAUGGAUUAAAUUAGUUUUUUCCCUCAUCAAUCUACACACAAUAACCCAUAAUGACAAAGCAAAAACAGGUUUUUAUAAAUUUUUGCAAAUUCAGACCCUUUGCUAUGAGACUCAAAAUUGAGCUCCGGUGCAUCCUUUUUCCAUUGAUCAUCCUUGAGAUGUUUCUACAACUUAAUUGGAGUCCACCUUUGGUAAAUUCAACUGAUUGGACAUGAUUUGGAAAGGCACACACCUGUCUAUAUAAGGUCCCACAGUUGACAGUGCAUGUCAGAGCUAAAACCAAGCCAUGAGGUCGAAGGAACUGUCCGUAGAGCUCCGAAACAGGAUUGUGUCGAGGCACAGAUCUGGGGAAGGGUACCAAAACAUUUCUGCAGCAUUGAAGGUCCCCAAAAACACAGUGGCUUCCAUCAUACUUAAAUGGAAGAAGUUUGGAACCACCAAGACUCUUCCUAGAGCUGGCCGCCCGGCCAAACUGAGCAAUCGGGGGAGAAGGGCCUUGGACAGGGAAGUGACCAAGAAACUGAUGGUCACUCUGACAGAGCUCCAGAGUUCCUCUGUGGAGAUGGGAGAACCUUCCAGAAGGACAACCAUCUCUGCAGCACUCCACCAAUCAGGUCUUUAUGGUAGAGUGGCCAGAUGGAAGCCACUCCUCAGUAAAAGGCACAUGACAGCCCGCUUGGAGUUUUCCAAAAGGCAUCUAAAGGACUCUCAGACCAUGAGAAACAAGAUUGAACUCUUUAGCCUGAAUGCCAAGCGUCACGUCUGGAGGAAACCUGGCACCAUGCCUACGGUGAAGCAUGGGGGUGGAAGCAUCAUGCUGUGGGGAUGUUUUUCAGCGGCAGGGACUGGGAGACUAGUCAGGAUCGAGGGAAACUUGAACGGAGCAAAGUACAGAGAGAUCCUUGAUAAAAACCUACUCCAGAGUGCUCAGGACCUCAGACUGGGGUGAAGGUUCACCUUCCAACAGUACAAUGACCCUAAGCACUCAGCCAAUACAACGCAGGAGUGGCUUUGAGACAAGUCUCUGAAUGUCCUUGAGUGGUCCAGCCAGAGCCCGGACUUGAACCUUAACAAACAUCUCUGGAGAGACCUGAAAAUAGCUGUGCAGCAACGCUCCCCAUCCAACCUGAGAGAGCUUCAGAGGAUCUGCAGAGAAGAAUGGGAGAAACUCCCCAAAUACAGGUGUGCCAAGCUUGUAGCGUCAUACCCAAGAAGACUCGAGGCUGUAAUCACUGCCAAAGGUGCUUCAACAAAGUACUGAGUAAAGGGUCUGAAUACUUAUGUAAAUGUGAUAUUUCAGUUUUUUUUUAUUUGUAUACAUUUACAAAAAUGUAUAACCUGCUUUUGCUUUGUCAUUAUGGGGUAUUGUGUGUAGAUUGAUGAGGGGGAAAAAAACAAUUUAAUCAAUUUUAGAAUAAGGCUGUAACGUAACAAAAUGUGGAAAAUGUCAAGGGGUCUGAAUACUUUCCGAAUGCACUGUCUAUGUGCUGUCUGGGAUUUAGGGGACGUGGACUCUCUACCUGUUAAACAGACACUAGGCUUCUAUUCCACAUAUUUGACUUUUUUUUGAAAUCUCCAAUUGUCUCCAUCUCCAUCCCAGCUGAUGACAUCAAGCCGUGUCCGCGCUGCGCUGCUUACAUCAUCAAGAUGAACGACGGCAGCUGUAACCACAUGACCUGUGCUGUGUGCGGCUGUGAGUUCUGCUGGCUCUGCAUGAAGGAGAUCUCUGACCUGCACUACCUGAGGUGAGAGGCAAAGGAGGAGUUAGUGGGCUGGCAACACUCUCAGUAGGAGGACAUCCUUCUCUCUACAGUAGCCACAGUGUUCUGCCUCUGAAUAGCCCCCCCUCCCCCCCUCUCUCCCCCCUCCAGCCCGUCAGGCUGCACCUUCUGGGGUAGGAAGCCGUGGAGCAGGAAGAAGAAGAUCCUGUGGCAGCUGGGCACGCUGGUGGGCGCUCCGGUGGGCAUCGCUCUGAUCGCUGGCAUCGCCAUCCCCGCCAUGAUCAUAGGCAUCCCUGUGUAUGUGGGGAGAAAG